AUGGCUGGCAAUACAUUGAUAUAUAGCUUAUUCUUAAUUUCAAUCCUGCAAAUGUCUCAUGGAUGCACUUUAUGCCCUCUGCGGGUCCCACCUCGUCCACGUCCAUUGAAUCAGUACAAACUGCCAAGCCUUAUGGAAUUUGAGACUGAUAAUCAAAAACAAUUUUGCAGUAUAGCAAAAAAUCUACAAGUUGACACCCAGUGCAGGGUUUCAUUCGAAAGAAUUAUGUGUUCCAUUGAUAGCAUGAUGGAAAAGUGUCCAGGGAACGAGAAUCCUUUAGAUUGCUCUUCGUGUUCGUAUAAAAAGCAAAGAAGUGGUUGGAUUUAUAAUUGGAUCGACUCAUUAGGAAAACCUGGAGCUGGAAUAAGUGAUGGAAAUUACUACUGGCUUGGAGAUUAUGAAACUUGCCAAGUUCUGCGGAAAUCAGGGGAUUUUGAUGGAAAAUAUUGUAGAAUAAAGCUAGAAGUUCCCGAUUCUCUAGUGGAAGAGAAUUGUCCUCAAACAGAUCCUUUGGCUAUCAAUAUUGGAGUCUGUUUUCCUGCUGCAUGCUCAUCGGAAACAUUGGAGAAUAUUACAAGAAAUAUUUCUCCUUACCAGACACAAGUUGAUUGCGAGUUUGAAGUCAAUUGGUCAUCUGCAGCAGCUGAUAUAACAACUAUCUCCGGUUUUUGGGUUGCCUUCAUUGUCAUUAUAUCAGUAUUGACUGCUUGUAAUUAUAAAUUUUCUGCUCGUUUGCAACGAGCUUGCUCACUCCAACUCAAUGUGAAAAAAGCACUAUCAACAAAAAGGAUGCAUAUGGAACACCUUUAUCCACUUCAUGGAGCUGAGUUUCUCAUUUUCAUGUGCGUUAUGACGGGGAACGUCUACAAUUAUGCCAUGCCUUAUAUAGAAAACGUGGCUUUUUCCUUUGAUGGUGUUCACUCUCCAUCCAUGCUUCUGGUGAAUAAUUACUCAUACCAAAUUGAUGGUUUGUUUGCUCUCUCAGCCUUAUAUACAACAUUUCUUUUGUAUGGAAGUCUGAAGAAAGUCAAAGAUGUUCUUAAAGUCUUUUUUGCUCGAUUUUUAAGAAUAUGGCCAGCGUAUGUUUAUUGUAUCUUUUUCAUGAUGUUUGUGUUUGUGCGUGUCUCCUCCGGCCCUAUGUGGAUACAUUCGGAUACAGUCCAGAGAUGCAAAAGCAGUUGGUGGAAAAACAUUUUGUUAAUCAAUAACUUCGAUAGUGUGCGUAACACGUGUAUUGAUUUUGGUAGCGGGAUAUCCCUAGAAGCUCAGUUCUUCGCUGUGCUGCUUCUCAUGAUCUACUUAGCUCAAUCUCAUUUUGCUUCAGUUUUGGGUUUCGCAUUUCUAGCUUUAUUCACAUGUUGGACUACUUCAUUUGUUUACAUUUAUUACAAGGUAAUACCUCCAGUUCCUAUUUUAACAGCCGAACCUAUAGCCGAAGAAAAAAUUGAAAAGAUAUUAGAAGUUAUGCAAUUUCCUCUAUAUCGGGCUCCAGCUUUUCUGAUUGCUUUCAUUUUUGGUGUUUUAAUGAAAACAACAUCUUCGGACGAAGAACCAAAUAAAAUACAUGUUUUUUGGAGAAAGUACUCACCAGGAUUGCUUGUGAUUUGGAAUAUAGUUUCUGUUUUCUUUGUGCUAUUCGCUCUUUUUCCUUAUGCCUCACGUAAUAUAGGACAUCCGAAAUUUUUAUGCUGGAUGACAGCGGUUCUAUCGUGGAGAGUGUUCUUCCCAUUGUCAAAACUAACAUGGAUUGCUUUGGUUGUGGCCGAACCCGUGAUUCUUUAUUUCUUUACUUCUCUCAAUCGCCCUUCAUAUGCGACUCAUUGGAAUAUGAUUUACUCUGCUAUAUCUGCAGCAACAAUGAGCUAUAUGAUAGCUUUCCUCAUCGAUAUUUUCUUGACCAGGCCUAUCAAAAGUCUUUUAACAAACCCGUCUAUCGAUUCAUACACGGAAUGUCGCAGAAAUGAAAGACUAGAGCAUCAAGAAAGGUGUGAUUAA
This is a messenger RNA of Auanema sp. JU1783, 1995 nucleotides long. Lineage: Eukaryota; Metazoa; Nematoda; Chromadorea; Rhabditida; Rhabditidae. The record is from the annotation of a GenBank genome assembly.